AUGUCUUGUGUCCUCACCACAGGCGGGAGCUGCUACGAGCUGGUCAAGACGAGAGAGAGGAUCGACCGUCGGUUCAUCAUCCGUGGCAAAGUUCUGCGGACUCGCGACAGACGAGAGUGCGAAGUUGAAUGCGACAGAGAGCGAGGUUGUCUUGGCUUCAAUUACAGGUUCAAGACCCACGGAUUCGAGCAGUACCGAGAAAACUGCGAGUUAAGCAGCCAAGGUGCCACCAACUCUUACGACUUUACCAGAGAUGAAGACUUUGACUUCUACGAGAAGAAAACUCGCGACUGCUACAGCUCCGCACUCGGUAUUGGUGGCGGGGGCGGCAGUGGCAGCAGUGGCGGCAGUGGCAGCAGUGGAGGCAGUUUCGGCGGCAGUGGUGGCAGUUUCGGCGGCGGCAUCGAUGGCGGAAGGAAUGAGUGCUUCCGGUUGGUGGAAAUGGAGAUAGCACUAGAGGGUCGCGUCGUCCGUGAUAGCUGGACUGCGGCCGAUAUCCGGGAGUGUGAGGAAAGGUGCGAGCGCUCUAGGCUCUUCACCUGCAAGUCUUUCUCGUUCAGUUUCUUUAUUGGUGCAAGUGAAGAAACUAGAGGAUACUGGGAUGUACGGCAGGUGGUAGUGAAGGGGAGGUGCUGUCGUUGGGACUCAAGAAGCACGAACGCUCCAUCCAAGCACAACCUCCACUACAACCUGAUCCAUCAGAAGGAUUCCGAUUUCUACGAGCGACGCAUCUACGACAGGGAGUGCAGCGUUGACGAUGGUGACUAUGAGAACCAGUACUCCCCUGGGGAAGGAAUGGCGGUAGUGACGGGAGUCCGCUGUUACCGCGACCACUGCAGGAUGCACCGUCAGGGUGGCUACUACUUCUGCGAGGUCGACCACACCGGCGCUUGGGACUACUGCUGUAGGCCACGCCAGCGGUGUGGUUAUUCUGAAGACUACCCGACCCCAUGGUGCUAUGUAGGUCGAGUGGGACGUGAUCAGUGGAGGCCCUGCAACUAUCAAGGACGACUUCGAGAAUAUUUACACGAGGGUCCGCACCCUGAUGCGGACGACAACUUUACCACUGAGAUCCCAGUGACUACUACCCUCAUCGAACUUCUCGAUCUGAAUCUAGGAUAAACUACCCUUGAAGUACCGUGUCUCAAAUCCUUGUGGAAGCUGCAACCACAGGUGAUAAUGUUUCUCAUCUGCUCAUGUGAUAAAUUUCCUAUGUUUGGCGAAAGUGCCAAACUAAUUAGAGGAUUUCGUUCCAGAUUCUAAGUAAGGAUACUAACGUGGAAUCUCUAUAUAUAACAGAAAUUUCAAAGGUCUUUGACCACAAAAAACUACUUUGAAGAUUUUACAGUGACGUGAAAACAAAUAAAUGAAAACCACUAUAUAACAAGAUAAAGAAUCCGUAUCAUUAGGCAGUGUCCCAUAAUUUCAGGUGAAGAGGCCGUUUGAGAUUCUGUAAAGAUACAUUAAUUUGUGUAAAAGAAGUUGAUUGGGGUUCACGCUUACAUGACGUAUUGGUUACUCAGUAUCUUUAUAUUCUGCAUUCCAACACAACAUAGAUAGAAAUAUGUUAUACGUUCGCUUUGCUCUCUUCACCUUUCCAUCGGCUACCACACUGAUUCCUUUAGAUUAUUUUUGUUUACAGUUCAAACACUAGAAAUUACUGACCAGACAGCAACGCUAGCUGAAUGUUGUGCUCUGGUCACCACGAGUUCUGUGUUGAUACGCUUAACUCCAACCUUGAUCCAUGAGGAUGACUGGCACCAGUGGGAAGAUUUGACGUUGAGAGUGUCUGACACCAGUUUGGGUUCUUGAUAAUGUCUGACACCAGUAUGUUCUUCUGAGGACACAAAGCUACGAUUUUCUGGUGCCUCCUCUUACUGCUCGUAUUCACUAUAUAUGUAACGGAUAGGUCAAAUAGUAUUCUUUUUUGAAAUGAGGUAGAAUUCAUUAACAGUGCAGCAGUUUCUUAUCCUUACUACGAAUAUUUACUUUUUCAUAGCUCUUCAAGGUAUUAAAAAUUUGAAACGACGAAAAGCCCAGAGCUGCCCAGAGUUGCCCAGGUUCUGCCAGACGAAAGGGAUUUGUUUGUUGUUGUUUGUAAAGGACGAGAUGUAGCGGUUGUGUUCUAGCUGUACAGGAGGUCAGUAACAUUCCUGUGGAGCAGUAGUGCCAACAACCUUGCAUAUCCUCCACACCUUCCAGCCUUAAUACCUCUAACACACACACGCACACACACAAACACAUACGCAGUGAAAAAAUAGUAACAUAAUAUAAUUCGCGGUUUUCAGACAUUGUAUUAAAUAAUUUAAAAAUAUAUAGACAAAUUAAGCACGCCUGUGACUGCUAGAGGGUAUUAUUCCUCAUAUAAUCAUGGUAAAGUGCUAAACCAGUAAGGAUCAUAUAGUCCAGGAGACCUUCAACAUUAUAAAGACUCCCUGCUUGAAGACGAACUUAUAACCAGAUAAGCUUUUAACGUUUGACGAAAUAUUCUUCCCCGCGGCUCUCUCUGUUAAGAAUUAUAACUGUAAACGGAUAUUUUCGGUGGUUCCCCAGUGACGUAUGUACGUUACCAGUAGAUGUCUUCUUCACAGGAGUGAUCACAGUAGUGUGGUUCUCCAGUGACCUGUGCAUCACCAACAAACGUCUCCUUCACAGGAGUGCUCACAGUAGAAUCAGUUUGCAAAGAAAAACCAAUUUAAUAAUGGUCCAUUAAGGGCCGAUACGCUAUUUAGGAUUUCCUCCCUUAAGUUUGCGUUAUUUGUGAAUUGUUCCAGCCACGGCAUUGUGACUUAUUCUUCUUGAAAAUGGUGUUCAUAGCCAUGCCACAGGGAAUGUAAAACCAAAGUCAAAACAUGGUUAGAGCAAGGUCAGUUCGAAAGGCAAAUAACACUUAUCUACAAAAUAUGAUCUCGGUUAGUGUUCAUAGCAAUGAAGAAAACUGAGAGUAUGACAGGAACACAGUAUUAAGGUCAGUGUUGGUGUGAAUCAUAUCCCCCACAACCCGACCGUGCUUUCCCCUAGUAUUCUGCUCCUCCCUUCUUACUAUGCUGGUGCACCACACACUACUACUUAACGUAGUUCAGAUGCGCGCAAAGCUUUAUUUCAAAGAGAUGUUGCA
Cherax quadricarinatus is the source of this 3118-nucleotide messenger RNA. NCBI's taxonomy places the organism in Eukaryota, Metazoa, Arthropoda, Malacostraca, Decapoda, Parastacidae. The record is from RefSeq and is a predicted model, not a curated record.